AUGGCAUUGGAUGCGCCACCAACGCCCCCAGCCGAUAUCAUGCCAAGUAUAAUACCAUUUUUCUCUCUAGCAUCCCAACUCUCUACUUCUUCCAUCGCACACUUUCUCAGUGCACAUCACUCUCCCCUCACAGCCGCUCGGCUCGCCCCUCUCUGCAUUACUUCGGACGAUUUUUACGCCGCGCAAUGGAGGUUUGGUAGAGAAUCAGCCGCGAGUAGUUGUCGUGAUAAGGUCGGUCCCAGCGUGUCUGCUGUGCAGCGGAGGAAGUAUGAAGCGCUGCGAGCCAAGUUUUCUGGCCUUCCUGUGCGAACGGGGAAGGAUGUCGAUUAUAAGUGA
This is a messenger RNA of Suillus discolor, 336 nucleotides long. RefSeq lists its product as uncharacterized. The record is from RefSeq and is a predicted model, not a curated record. NCBI's taxonomy places the organism in Eukaryota, Fungi, Basidiomycota, Agaricomycetes, Boletales, Suillaceae. Bases 1 to 336 code for a protein of 111 amino acids. The transcript is spliced from 2 exons.